AUGGCGACAAUCAAGAGAGCAAUUUAUCUUGUCCUCUUUGCAGUAGCAGCUCCAUACUUCUACGAUCGCUACCUCGCGUUCUCGAAUAUCGUAGCCAAUGGCCCUGGGAAACUCGAGCCUGUUUAUGCAUUCAGCAGUCACGAACUCAAAUUCACGGAUAAACUCAAGAAUUGCGAAGACUUGAUUCUGCAUGAAGAGCUGGGCAUUGCAUUUCUGAGCUGCGAUCCUGGCCGCGAUCGAUGGAACACCGUCAUGGGCCAUUUCCAUACCCCACGCUUAUCUCAACCUCAAGGCACAAUAUGGGUAUACAACUACGCCUCAACCCCCGACACAAUCACUCCAUUAUCAUUCAUCAACUUCCCCCGCGAGGACGACUUCCACCCUCUAGGAAUUCUCUUCGACCCCAAAACAUCUCGUCUCUACGUGAUAAACCACUCCCGCCAUUCCGGCAGCGUGAUCGAGAUAUUCGAACUCUCCCUCACAAACCACACCGCCACCCAUGUCCAAACACUCUCGCACCCGCUCCUGCACACGCCAAACUCAAUGGAGAUCUUGGACAGCGGGAACCUACUCGUCACAAACGACCACUACCUCCGCGCCGCCGUGUCCCCAGCGCUAUCCAAAAUCGAGACCUUCUCCGGUAUUCCAGGCGGAACGAUCGUAUCCAUCUCGCCCAGCUCCCCGGAGACCGCGAAGAUAUUAGCUAGAGUCUCGUUCGCCAACGGCAUUGCGAAACUCAACGAGACGACCAUCGUGGUGGCAAGUUCGGCGAAACCGGGGUUGUAUAUCUACCACCUCACACCCACCGGCGACUUCGAAUUGGCCAAGUUCGUGCGCACGCCGUCUGGGCCGGAUAAUCUUUCUGUUGAUGCGCAUGGCAAGGUUUUAAUUGCGGGCCAUCCGUAUGUGCCGACGCUCAUGCAGGUAGCGGAAGGGAGGUGGAAGUGCGAUGAGGAUGAGACGGAAGAGGAGAGGAGGGCGUGUGGGUGUUGGGCGGGGAGUUGGGUGGGUGAGUGGAGUGAGGAGGAGGGUGUGAGGACGUUGUUGAAAGCUGGCGGAGGAGAGGUGUGUAGUAGUAGUUCUGCGGUGAGGGAUGUUGGGAGGGGGAUUGGGAUGGUGAGUAUGUUGUAUGGAAGAGGUCUUGUUGUGUUUAGGGAGUAG
Parastagonospora nodorum SN15 is the source of this 1161-nucleotide messenger RNA. RefSeq lists its product as hypothetical. Bases 1 to 1161 code for a protein of 386 amino acids. Lineage: Eukaryota; Fungi; Ascomycota; Dothideomycetes; Pleosporales; Phaeosphaeriaceae. The record is from RefSeq and is a predicted model, not a curated record. The transcript is spliced from 3 exons.